AUGGCCGCACUCCUUGGAAUCGACGCUGUCUGCCAAGAGCUUCUUCACCGUGGAGAAGACGUUAAUCGCCAAAGUAAGCUAGGGACACCUCUGCAAUGCGCCCUGGGAGGACCAUUCCUCCUCGCCUGUCACAAUAUGUCGACCCAGAAGCGGCUGAACGAUUGGUUGGAGCGACCGUCUCGGAGAACAGUAGAGCUUCUCAUCAAAUCAGGAGCAGAUUGCACAAAAGGCUUGCCGAACCAUAUGCACUCCUGGAAAACGAUGGGUGCCUUGUCUCUAAAAGCCUCGGAAUGGGCUGGGGAUUGCGAGCUCUUCGGUCUUGUUGUUAGGGGUGGGGCGCAGCUUUACGACGACGACACAGCCGUCUUUCGCUCAAUUUGCCGGAAAUGGUCCAAAACCAAAGACCAAGGCAUGUUUGCGAUGAUCAUGUCUACUUUGGACAUGCUCAGCAACAUGGCUGCGAAGAACGAGGGGGAGUCUGUUGCAUAUCUCAAAGCAUUCCAGAAAUGCGUUUCCGACAACACCGACAUCGAUACCAACUUGCCCUGUUCUGAAGGCAUCUCGGACGACAUGCUGAUCCAGCAGAUGUGGAACGCCAUUGCAGAAGACAACUUGGACAUACUCUUAGAGAGGUCAAGAAGCCCGCGAUGCAGCGGUAUCCUUGAGGGAGAAACACUCACCAGGCUACUUCAUUUUGCAGCGACAUGCUCGUCAGUCUCCUGUCUAGGCCAUCUUCUGACGACCUUCGUGGCCUCGGACGAGCAGAAAGAUGAAAGAUCCCAAAUGGUGUUGGACUGUGCGGAGCAUGAGUCUGUGGAUGUCCUUGUGUGCCUCCUGAAGCAUGGAUGUACUACAACCAAAUUUAACAGUGGACGAAACACCAUUUGGCAUCUUUCAGCGGGGAAGUUUACUCCAAACAGUCUGUUGAGAACCCUGUUUAUCCACAUUGACCGAACAGAAUGUGGACGCGCCCUUCGUAUCAUCAACAAAGAUGGUCGAACUCCGCUUGCUGAAGCAUUAUUCAAGGAGCAGUACCGGAAUGCGUCAGAAAUAGUCAGCCUUUUUCCUGGGGAACAUGACAUCUUGCAAAGCACAAAGCCCUCAUUAUGUCAACUUCUCGCGAAAAUCGAGAAGGCCGGGGUACUAAAAGAGCUGCAUGCAAGCAACAUGGUACGACUACCGACGACAGAAUCACCCCUGGACUGCCUGGACGAUUCCGCCACCUUUGAAAUUGUUAACGAACUUUUGAGAACGUACACAUAUCAACGAUCUGAAACAGGAAAAACCCCUCUUGAACAAUACCUAGAGACCACUAUGCUGAAAGACUAUAACAAAGAAGUUCUUGUGGCUUUGGUAAAGGCAGAUCUGGCGCAAGCAACCGAAAACGCUGCUCACAGCUUAUGGCAGUACACUUGCAAAAUGCUUGACAAAACAAUAGCACAGCAGCACGCAGCCGAUGCUGCGGAGACUCUGAAUCUUGUCAAAGUUAUGAUAGAACACGGUUACUUGGAGAUGUAUGAAAAAGCCAACAGCACUUCUGGACUGAAAGAGAUACGAGCGCUGUUUAGCAUCGAAAAGCCCCCAGGAGUCAACGGCAACGUGUCCAUCCUUGAAGACCUAUUCAUCAUCGUAUUGGACUCCACGACCCAACGAGAUUAUCUGGAAAACAGUGGUUUUGAUGUUGCCGCUCUGAAAUGGGCCAUCUUAUACGAUUCCAUGUUUCUCUUUGACAAUAUUCUUCAAGGCGGAGCCAAUGUCUGCAAACGAGAGUAUUCACUUCAUGCGUUGGAGUUCUUAUGUUCCAACGGCAGUAGUCCUAACAGGCAUAGAAUGCUAGUCAAGAUGCUCGAGAAAGUCGAAAAGGCUGAUCUCAACCAGUUGACGCCUUCUGGAGAAGGCCUGGGCUUGCUUCAUCGGCUCGGGAUACCGGAUGGUCGCGGUAUCAACUUGUUUGGAUGCCCAACUUUCCGCUCCACAAUGGCUUUAACACCAAACCUGCCCCCUCCGCCGCCGCCACACCUGGGAUACUCCAGAAUCGGUACUACAGGAUUCGCGCAGGCCAGACAACCGCUCGAAAACCAGAAGUUUAACUUGGUACAGCGUUUGCUGCUGGAACAAGUCGACUGUCAGGUUCUCAGCACCAGAAGUCACUUCUCGCCCCUCAGCACGCAUAUAAGCUUCCGCCAUGUCGAUACAGCAAAGCUGAUUCUUCGUCAUGGCGCAAAUCAGACCUUGCAUGUUCCGGACGUGAACGGCUGGACGCCGGUAUCAUGGGCAUGUGCCUACGGAUACGUUGAUUUACUCGAGAACAUUGCCGCUUCUCAUUGUCCAGAACCCAUCUGGGACUUUAAAGUUCGAGUAACAUUAGCAGCUUGGAAUUUUGGGGCGAAGUCGUUCAAAGAUAUCAGGGCUCUGCAUCUAGCAGCGAUUGCAUCGCCGGACACGGUCGUAUUCCUACUUGACCGUGGUUUUGCCACCAAUCUCGACGUCACUGCGGCAGAUCUCUCCACUCCUCUGCACCUCGCCGCUUUCUUCGGGCUGACGGACACUAUCAAAAUCCUGGUUUCUCGGGGUUGCAAUAUCAAUGCUCAAACUUCCGCAGGUCUGACUCCGUUGCACAUAUCUCUUCUGCACCAAGACGAAACGACUGUCGCGCUUCUCCUCGAACUAGGUGUCGAUCACUUGAAAACCACUAAGGGAGAAACACCACUGGAUGUCGCAAUGAAGAGAAAGAGCAAAAGAAUUAUAGACAUGGUCAAAUCAAGUCUCCGAAGAGUCCCGACAGAUUCGACAAAAAAUGAGACU
Colletotrichum navitas is the source of this 2805-nucleotide messenger RNA. RefSeq names its product ankyrin-2 ankyrin. Lineage: Eukaryota; Fungi; Ascomycota; Sordariomycetes; Glomerellales; Glomerellaceae. Gene Ontology annotation, molecular function: protein binding; transcription cis-regulatory region binding. Gene Ontology annotation, cellular component: nucleus. The annotation marks the transcript as partial. The transcript has a single exon. The record is from RefSeq and is a predicted model, not a curated record. Gene Ontology annotation, biological process: positive regulation of transcription by RNA polymerase II.